Messenger RNA from Schistosoma mattheei, 2009 nucleotides. The record is from the annotation of a GenBank genome assembly. NCBI's taxonomy places the organism in Eukaryota, Metazoa, Platyhelminthes, Trematoda, Strigeidida, Schistosomatidae.
AUGCCUAGUGUGACUACAACAAGUACUGUCAGUUCAUCAGGAGUUCGUUUAAUGCGUAAAACUUCAUGUACUGGUACCAACGAUCAAGCUAAUAAUUCUUCGUUUCAACACAAUCCUGACAGAAAAUCACUAAGAGAUCAACCAAAUGUAGGGAAAUAUAAGUUAAUUCGUACACUUGGUCGUGGUAAUUUUGCGAAAGUCAAAUUAGCACAACAUGUUUCAACUGGACGUGAAGUUGCUGUGAAAGUGAUCGAUAAAACUCAGCUUAAUCAGGCCAGUUUGAAAAAACUAUUCCGAGAAGUGAAUAUUAUGAAAAUGUUAAAUCAUCCAAACAUCGUUCGCUUAUAUGAAGUGAUCGAAUCUGAGCGUCAUGUAUAUCUAGUGAUGGAAUAUGCAGAAAAUGGUGAAGUAUUUGAUCACUUAGUAGCCCAUGGUCGAAUGAAAGAACGUGAAGCACGUGCUGCAUUUCGUCAAAUUGUUUCAGCAGUUGAAUAUUGUCACCAAAAGAAAAUUGUACAUAGAGAUUUAAAGGCUGAGAAUCUUCUCUUCGAUGGAUAUUUUAAUAUUAAACUUGCUGAUUUUGGUUUCUCCAAUCUUUUUGAUGGAUCUAAAAAAUUAGAUACUUUUUGUGGUAGUCCACCAUAUGCUGCACCGGAAUUAUUUCAAGGACGUAAAUAUGAUGGUCCAGAAGUGGAUGUAUGGUCAUUAGGUGUAAUUUUAUAUACACUUGUCAGUGGAUCAUUACCAUUUGAUGCACAACAUUUAAAAGAUUUACAAGAACGUGUAUUACGUGGCAAAUAUCGUGUUCCAUUCUAUAUGUCAACUGAUUGUGAAGCAUUACUUCGUAAACUAUUGGUAUUGAAUCCAGCCAAAAGAGUCACAUUAAGGAAUGUCAUGUCUGAUAAAUGGUUAAAUAUUGGUUAUGAAGAUAAUAUUUUAAAACCAUAUACUGAACCACCUCCGGAUUAUAAUGAUACAGAGAGAUUAGAAAUUAUGCGUAUUAUGGGUUAUCGACCGGAUGAUGUUCGUGAAGCUUUAAUCAAACAAAGUUUUAAUAAUGUCACUGCAAUUUAUCUAUUAUUAGCUGAUCCAAAAACAAGAUUAACUUUACCAGCUGGUAGUCUUUUUCCAUCUAAUCAGUCACAAUCAUUACAUGGGAAUACAGGACUUAAUCAUCAUCAACAUCAUCGCCAAUCAUCUUGUUCCGAAGGUAUUACAAUUGCUGCCUCGUCUACUCCUGCUACUGUUACAGAAGAUGAAACUACUACAUCAUCGAAAGGUCAAUCUUCUUUAGACAAUCCCAAUGGGAAUAAUCAUAAUAAUAAACAGAAAACUAAUCAAAAUGGAUUAACAUACCAGAAUAAAAAAGAAUCUGGACAAGACGAUAUUGGAUCUCAAUAUAAUGGAGUACGACGGAUCAGUGGUAUCUCUUGGAUGAAACAAAGUGCAAGUGCUGGUCCAACAGCGAAUAGGCAAGAGAAAUUGAGUGUAGAUGAAAAAUCUCAUCUGCUUCCACGUAUUCGUGUAUCUGACCUACGCGAACGUGCUAAUGACUCUAAUCUGGAUGAUUCUUCUGGUCAAGAGAAAAUCGAUGAAAGUAAAGAUAUAAUGAUAGAAUCCUCUAGUGGUGGUGAUCAGUUAUCUGUACGACGUAUGAAUACUUUUAGUAUGUCAGAUAAGGUUCGCCCGAAUGGUUCAGAUUCCCAGUCACCUGGUUUGAAAUGUCCAUUGUCUAGAGCACCACCAAUGUCAAAUAUACCUAACUCACUAACUACUCCAACAACUAGUAGUAGUGAAAAUUCACCGAUUAAACAGUCAGCUGACAAGUCUUCUUCGUCAGCAUCAUCUUCAUCAUCGUCACCUAGUAAGCAAAAUGGUAAUGAACAACAAACAAUUAAAUUAAAUCCAGCUGUUCCAUAUUCAGAAGAGAAUCCCUUCAUCGGAUGGUUACGAAGAACACUUCCGUAUCGAAAAAAGCAUAAAGAUACUUCAAUUCAUUCCAAGCCUAA